AAGAAGAGAGAAGAUAAAAAAGAAAAGAAAAGAAAAGCUGCUUCUUUCUUCUCUCUGCUCGCCCUUGGCUCUUUGAAGACUUUCAAAGCGCCGAAGAUCGAGUCUUCUUGCAGAAGAAAGCAGAAUUUCCACUCUCCCAAAAUUUCUAGGGUUUCGACAAUCGAUUUCGGAAACCUCGAUCUCCAUUAUCUCCUCCCAAUUCCCUUAAAAUUUCGGAGAUUUUUUAUUUUACAUAUUUGCGGAGGAUUUUCUAGGGUUUUAGAUCGAUUCUUGGCAUCAUUUUUCGAAUUUCUUUCUUUCAUUCUUUCCUUUUGCUUUUUGGCAGCGUUCUUGAAUUUACAGGAAUUGAUUCUAAGAAGGAGAUUUCGUAGAUUCUUAUAUUCUUUUGAAGCCUUUUUGGAUUUUUAGGGUUCAAGAUCGAGUUCUUUAAGUCGAUCAGUUGAAGCUCUGAAGGGUUUUUUAGUGAGAUUUUCGAGUGCUUUCGAGGUUAGAUAUCGUAAGGCCGUCAGUGAAUUUAGAUGAAGAUUUCUACAGCUUGCGAAGAUUAAUUUGAGAUUGGAGAAGCAAAGCACUGAUCUUUUCAUGAGUAUCGGGAGCCGUCAAUUUGAUUAGGUGAAAGGUCGACGAAUCUUCGGGCAUUUCUAGACACUGCACAGAUUUCUGGGCUUUUUUUAUUCCUGUUUUUUUCUCCUCACUCCAUCAGAGGUAAAUUGGAUUCGAAGCAAUUCUCCUAAUCCUGCCAUCAGUUUCGGAUUAUCACAAGAUUACAACUACUCAUUGAUCUGUAUAUUUUAUUUAUUUUGGUUGCAUUUGCUUUCGAUGAUUGAGGAAUGAAAGGCUCUUUUUCUGUAAUUUUAUCAAACAAGGGUCCCCGCUGUAAAGUCAAAGAGAUAAGUUGGAGUGGGGACCUUGUCAAAGCUCGAUAGCCUAUUCACGGAAAGGGGGGAUUUUCUCUUAGCCUACACAUUUCAUGGCAUCAGCAGAAAUGCCUUUGUUGGGACCGCAAGCGAAGAAAAUGCCUGAGCGGCCGCCGGUCUUGAAAUCUCGGCUUCCGCCUUCGCUCCAGUCAAUACAGUCACUGCCCGUUGAUUUUAAGUUUAUUGGGUCACCGGGUUCUCAGCCUGUUGAAAAUUCUGAUGCUCCAAAUGCAGAUAAUGAUAAGAGGGUUUCUUCCAAUCUUCAUGAGAAUGAUGCGUUAGCUGGCGAGGAUAGUGUUGGCAACAUGGAUCAGGGUAAUGAUGAUUCGCCUUAUGGUAGGAAAAUCACAUCUAUUGAAGAGAGGUCCUCUGAAGGAGAUGAAGAUUCGGAUUCUGGUGCUUCAAGGUUGACUCAUGUCUCGCCAUCCAGUGCUGAUGGAAGGUGGAGUGACACUACCUCUUUUGGUCUGAAGAAGAAGCUUCGAGCUUGGUUUCAGCUUCCAAAUGGGGACUGGGUAUUGGGAAAUAUACUUUCAACUUCAGGGCAAGAUUCCAUCAUUUUACUUCCUGAAGGGAAAGUGUUAAAGGUGAAUGCUGAAAGUCUAUCAUCUGCAAAUCCUGAGAUCCUUGAUGGUGUCGACGAUCUAAUGCAGCUUAGUUAUUUAAAUGAACCAUCAGUAUUGUACAAUCUCCAAUAUAGAUAUUCUCAAGAUAUGAUCUAUACCAAAGCAGGGCCAGUGUUGGUUGCCAUCAACCCUUUUAAGAAAGUUCCUCUAUAUGGAGAUGGUUACAUUGAAGCUUACAGGCGGAAAUCUUUGGAAAAUCCACACGUGUAUGCCAUAGCAGAUACAGCCAUUCGUGAAAUGAUACGAGAUGAAGUCAAUCAGUCUAUCAUUAUAAGCGGCGAAAGUGGAGCAGGAAAAACUGAAACAGCAAAAAUUGCAAUGCAGUAUUUGGCAGCACUUGGAGGGGGUAGCGGAAUUGAAUAUGAAAUUUUGCAGACAAAUCCAAUACUGGAAGCCUUUGGCAAUGCUAAAACAUCAAGAAAUGACAAUUCUAGUCGUUUUGGUAAGCUGAUUGAAAUUCAUUUUAGUGUAACUGGAAAAAUUUCUGGUGCCAAGAUUCAAAAUCUUUCUUAUGAGCAGUCGAGAGUUGUCCAAUGUGCUGAGGGUGAACGAUCAUAUCAUAUAUUUUAUCAGCUGUGUGCUGGAGCUCCUCCUGCUCUUAGAGAGAAACUGAAUUUGAAGAGCGUAGAUGAGUAUAAAUAUUUGAAACAGAGCAGUUGCUUCUCAAUUUCUGGGGUCGAUGAUGCUGAAAGGUUUCGUGUUGUGAUGGAAGCUUUGGAUAUUGUUCAUGUCAGCAAAGAGGAUCAAGAGAAUGUAUUUGCAAUGCUUGCUGCAGUUUUGUGGAUGGGUAAUAUCUCCUUUACCGUGAUUGAUAAUGAAAACCAUGUUGAAGUAGUGGAAGAUGAAGCUGCAAACAAUGUUGCCAGAUUGAUUGGAUGCGAUGUUAGGGAGCUAAAGUUAGCUUUGUCAAUUCGCAAAAUGAGAGUUGGAAAUGAUAAUAUUGUUCAAAAGCUUACACUAUCACAGGCCAUUGACACAAGGGAUGCAUUGGCAAAAUCGCUCUAUGCUAGUUUGUUUGAGUGGCUGGUAGAACAGAUCAACAAGUCUUUGGAAGUAGGCAAGCGACGAACAGGCCGAUCCAUCAGCAUUCUUGACAUCUAUGGUUUUGAAUCAUUUGAUAAAAAUAGUUUUGAACAGUUUUGCAUAAAUUAUGCGAAUGAGAGGCUGCAGCAACAUUUUAAUCGCCAUUUAUUCAAGUUGGAACAGGAGGAAUACAUCCAAGAUGGCAUAGACUGGGCAAAAGUUGACUUUGAAGACAACCAAGAUUGCCUAAAUCUUUUUGAGAAAAAACCAUUGGGCUUGUUAUCUCUGUUGGAUGAGGAGUCUACAUUUCCAAAUGGUACCGAUUUGACAUUUGCCAACAAGCUUAAGCAGCACCUGAAUUCCAAUUCUUGCUUCAGGGGAGAAAGAGGAAGAGCUUUCUGUGUCUUCCAUUAUGCGGGGGAGGUUACAUAUGACACGAGUGGGUUUUUGGAGAAGAACAGGGACCUGUUGCACUUAGACUCUAUUCAACUUCUUUCUUCGUGCACGUGCCCACUUCCUCAGGUAUUUGCAUCGAAUAUGCUUACUCAAUCUGAGAACCAUGUGGGCCAUUUAUAUAGAUCCAGUGCAGCGGACUCUCAAAAGCUAAGUGUCGCAACAAAAUUUAAGAGUCAAUUAUUCCAAUUGAUGCAACGUCUGGAGAACACAACACCACACUUCAUACGUUGUAUCAAGCCGAACAACUUGCAACUUCCUGGCCUCUACGAGCAAGGACUUGUAUUGCAGCAGCUGCGGUGUUGUGGAGUCCUUGAGGUGGUUCGCAUAUCUAGGUCUGGCUAUCCUACAAGGAUGUCACACCAAAAGUUUGCAAGAAGGUAUGGAUUUCUUCUUCUGGAGCAUGUUGCAUCUCAAGAUCCACUCAGUGUUUCAGUUGCAAUUCUCCACCAGUUCAAUAUUUUACCAGAGCUGUAUCAAGUCGGCUAUACGAAAUUGUUCUUCCGAACUGGACAGAUUGGCGUGCUCGAAGAUACAAGAAACCGUACCCUCCAUGGCAUUUUAAGGGUUCAGAGCUGUUUCAGAGGUCACCAGGCUCGUUCUUAUCUCAGGGAGCUUAGGACAGGAAUUGCCACGCUGCAAUCAUUCGUUCGGGGUGAGAAAACGAGACGGGAGUUUGCACUCCUCGUACGGAUGUACAGAGCUGCUGUGGUUAUACAGAAGCAUAUUAAGAGCAAGGUUAUUAGGAAAGAUUUCGUAAAUGUUCGCAGGGCAUCUGUAGUGAUACAAUCUGUUAUUCGUGGCUGGCUUGUUAGAAGGUGUUCAGGAGACGUAGUUUUACUGAAUGCAACGAAGAAAAUUGAAGGGGAGAAGGGAUCUGAGACUGGUGAGGUGCUGGUGAAGUCAUCCAUUCUAGCGGAACUACAGCGGAGAGUCCUAAAAGCCGAGGCAUCAUUAAGGCAGAAAGAAGAAGAGAAUGACAUACUCCACCAAAGACUCCAACAGUAUGAGAGCCGGUGGUCGGAGUAUGAGCUGAAGAUGAAGUCCAUGGAAGAGGUGUGGCAGAAACAGAUGAGUUCCCUGCAGUCUAGUCUUUCUAUUGCCAAGAAGAGCCUUGCCCUGGAUGAUGCAGAAAGGAAAUCCGAUACGUCUGUCCACAUGAGUGAUGAGAAGGACUACAGCUGGGAUGCCAGUGGCAAUCACACCCGAAUGAACAGCCAAGAGACUAAUGGUGUGAGGUCAGGACCACGGGUGAUCGACAGGGAAAUGAGCGCAGGCCUAAGCGUUAUCAGCCGGCUGGCGCAGGAGUUUGAGCAACGAACUCAGGUGUUCAGCGACGACGCCAAGUUCUUGGUGGAGGUGAAAUCGGGCCAGGCAGAGGCGAGCUUGAAUCCAGACCAGGAGCUGAGGAGGUUGAAGCAGUUAUUCGAGGCAUGGAAGAAGGAUUACAAUUUGCGGCUACGGGAGACAAAGGUGAUUCUUCAGAAGCUGGGAAGUGAUGAUGGAAUCGCAGACAAAGUGAGAAAGAAGUGGUGGGGAAGGAGAAACAGCACAAGGAUGUAAUUAUUGUUUGCUUAUUUUUAUAUAAUAACCAUCUCUAAUUAAGUUUAUAUAUGUUGAUAGAAUGAGUUGGUUGAAGAGAAAAAUUCAUAUUCUAUUGUGGCCGCUGAAAAUCAAAUUUUUUGGUGCAUCUUGUUAUAUUACUUUCCCUUUGUAUAUUCAUCAAAUUCGUUGUUUACAGAAUGUUUAAGAAGUAUCAUGCAAUACUCAAAUUGGACAGUGGCACCCA
Messenger RNA from Magnolia sinica, 4808 nucleotides. Its product is annotated as myosin-1-like. Gene Ontology annotation, molecular function: ATP binding; microfilament motor activity; actin filament binding. Gene Ontology annotation, cellular component: vesicle; actin cytoskeleton; myosin complex. Bases 971 to 4582 code for a protein of 1203 amino acids. NCBI's taxonomy places the organism in Eukaryota, Viridiplantae, Streptophyta, Magnoliopsida, Magnoliales, Magnoliaceae. Gene Ontology annotation, biological process: actin filament organization; vesicle transport along actin filament. The transcript has 22 exons. The record is from RefSeq and is a predicted model, not a curated record.